Melampsora larici-populina 98AG31 is the source of this 354-nucleotide messenger RNA. RefSeq lists its product as uncharacterized. The record is from RefSeq and is a predicted model, not a curated record. Bases 1 to 354 code for a protein of 117 amino acids. The transcript is spliced from 4 exons. NCBI's taxonomy places the organism in Eukaryota, Fungi, Basidiomycota, Pucciniomycetes, Pucciniales, Melampsoraceae.
AUGCAUGAAAUCCAGCUUGAAGCCUUCGAUCAACAAUCAACAUCAAUCACCAAGCCAGAAUCCAAUCGAAAGCUCAACUCCAAGGAACUCCAAAUUGAAAUCAAAUAUAAAAACAAUGUCAGCUGCUUCAUUACCCAAACUCAAUGUCCUAAGACGAACUCAGCAAUACCUGCACAUGAAAAUCCUGCAAUCUUUUGGUCUAUCGCUAUCGGAUCAGCAGGACCGGUCUUAUUAGCCACCGUACCACCAAUCCGACGUAAUUAUUUUGGUUAUCGAUCUCCUGAACCAAUACCUGGUUCAUACCCUCUUCCUAACAGGUCAAGGGAUAGUCAAUUAUCAGGAUAUGAUGAUUAA